Molecule: messenger RNA, 6909 nt
Organism: Catharus ustulatus (Swainson's thrush)
Lineage: Eukaryota; Metazoa; Chordata; Aves; Passeriformes; Turdidae
Gene: SPIRE1
Product: spire type actin nucleation factor 1
Exons: 17
Coding region: 313-2541 (742 amino acids)
Biological process (GO): actin filament polymerization; polar body extrusion after meiotic divisions; intracellular transport
Cellular component (GO): cytoplasmic vesicle membrane; cell cortex
Molecular function (GO): actin binding
Source: RefSeq, a predicted model, not a curated record
CAUUGCGUUGCUAUGAGCUGUCGCUCCCCCUGCGGCGGCGGCGGCAGCGGGCGGACCGGGCGCCGAUCCUGUGCCUGCCUUCCUCCUGACUCCUGCCUGUUUCCUGGCUCCUGCUGCCUGCCGCGCGGGCCGGGCUGUCCGUCCGGCGGCCUGGUGGCACUAGCGGGGCGGAGAGGAUGAGCACGGCGGGACCGGGCGGCAGCAGCAGCACGAGCGGCAGCAGCAGCAUCAGCGCACGCAGCAGCAUCAGCAGCCGCUGCCGCGGCGGCGGGGCCGGUCACUGAGCGAGGAGCUCCGCGGCGGACGCAGGGCAUGGAGCCCCAGCCCGGCGCCUCCCGCCCGGCCGCCGAGGAGGAGGAGGACGGCGGCGGCGGGUCCGGCGGGCAGCCGGAGGCGCUGUCGCUGGAGGAGAUCCUCCGGCUCUACAACCAGCCCAUCAACGAGGAGCAGGCGUGGGCCGUGUGUUACCAGUGCUGCGCCUCGCUGCGCGCCCGCGCCCGCCGCGGAGAGACCCCCGCCGCCAGGCUGGGGGCGGCGGCCGCGCAGCUCCGCGUCUGGCGGGACGGCGCCGUCACCCUGGAGCAGGACGAGCCCGACCGGCCGCCCCCGCCCCCCGCAGAUAAAUCAGGGCGUUUACACUGCACAGAAAUGGAGGUUAUUGAAUCCCUAGGGAUUAUUAUAUAUAAAGCCCUGGACUAUGGUUUGAAGGAGAAUGAAGAGAGGGAAUUAAGUCCUCCACUGGAGCAGCUUAUUGACUACAUGACUAAUGCCACAGAAACAGAUGGGAGUAGGGAUGAAGGAUAUGAUGCUCUGGAUGAAGGAGUGGAGGAUGACGAUGAUGGCAAAGAGGAAAUUGAGGCCAUUCACUCCUAUAAAGAUGUCAUGAAGCUGUGUGCUGCCCACCUGCCAACCAGAUCCGAGGCAUCCAACCACUAUCAAGCAGUGUGUCGGGCUCUGUUUGCUGAAACAAUGGAGCUCUACACUUUCCUGGCCAAAAUUAAAAGUGCAAAAGAGAACCUAAAGAAGAUUCAGGAAAUGGACAAAGAGGCAAGUGAUGAAUCCAGCACGGAUCUUGAUGAACUGAAAAAUGCUGACUGGGCCCGUUUCUGGGUGCAGGUGAUGAGAGAUUUACGGAAUGGUGUUAAACUUAAGAAAGUUCAAGAGCGUCAGUACAACCCACUCCCCAUAGAAUAUCAGCUCACACCCUAUGAGAUGCUGAUGGAUGAUAUUAGAUCCAAACGCUAUACCUUAAGGAAGGUCAUGGUCAACGGUGACAUCCCUCCUCGAUUAAAAAAGAGUGCCCAUGAAAUAAUCCUGGAUUUCAUCCGAUCACGACCUCCAUUAAAUCCUGCCUCUGCAAGGAAAUUGAAACCAACCCCACCACGGCCCCGCAGCCUCCAUGAAAGGAUCCUGGAGGAGAUCAAGGCAGAGAGGAAGUUACGUCCAGUCUCCCCUGAUGAGAUAAGGCGCAGCAGGCUGGCAAUGCGGCCACUUAGCAUGUCUUACAGUUUUGACUUGUCAGAUGUACCAACGCCAGAGGCUGGAAGAAAAUUAGUGGAUGCCUCUGUAGUGAACGGUGUCCCAGCAGCACAGGGAAAGCAGAACGGGGCCACACAAGUGACAGUGCAACGCAAGAGACUCCUUAAGGCUCCCACGUUGGCUGAACUUGACAGCUCAGAUUCAGAGGAGGAAUCAGUGCACAAAUCAGGAAGCAGCAGCAGCAUCUCCCCCUCACAAGUGGAAGAUCCCUCUCAAGAAGGCACCAGCAGCAGAAAGAUGCCUCCAAAGUUCUUGCCCAUAUCGUCUACACCGCAGCCCGAGAGACGGCAGCCACCUCAGAGGAGACACUCCAUUGAAAAGGAAACACCAACCAAUGUGAGACAGUUCCUACCCCCUUCAAAACAGAGCUCCAGGUCACUUGAGGAGUUCUGUUACCCUGUGGAAUGUCUGGCUCUGACAGUGGAGGAGGUCAUGCACAUCCGUCAGGUGCUUGUGAAGGCGGAGCUGGAGAAGUAUCAGCAAUAUAAAGAUGUCUACACUGCUCUCAAGAAAGGAAAGCUCUGCUUUUGCUGUCGAACAAGAAGGUUUUCUUUCUUUACCUGGUCUUACACUUGUCAGUUCUGCAAGAGGCCUGUAUGCUCACAGUGUUGCAAAAAAAUGCGGCUGCCAUCAAAGCCAUACUCCACCCUUCCCAUCUUCUCCUUGGGGCCUUCAACCUUGCAAAGGGGAGAGAGCUUCAUGAGGCCAGAGAAACCCUCUACCAGUCACCACCAUUCCCUGCGGAGCAGGUUGACCUCAAGGUCCAAGUCUGUGGAUAAGUCACAUGAAGAGUUUCCCAAAGAAUUAAUGGAGGACUGGAGCACAAUGGAGGUUUGUGUGGACUGCAAGAAGUUCAUCUCAGAAAUCAUCAACUCAAGCCGGCGCAGCCUGUCUCUGGCCAACAAGCGAGCCAGGUUAAAAAGGAAAACGCAGUCCUUCUACAUGUCAUCUCCAGGAACCUCGGAGUACUGCCCCUCAGAAAGGACGAUCAAUGAGAUCUGAGCCGUGUGCCUUCUGCUUUGCUUCCAUCUCCAUGAGGUCACCAUCCAUGCGUGAGGCCGCUGGCACCGGAUUGUCACCCCGUCGCUUCAUUCCACUUGACUGGCUUGGGUUUGCAUUCGGUCACAGGAUUUCCUAUUACAGCAAUUCCUGGAGACACAGAGCGCUGUGCUGGGAUCUGUGCAGGGUGGUACACGAUGGGGUGGCUGCUCGUGCUGGGAAAAAAUCAACAGUUUGAAGUUGUCGCCUCUUUUGUACGUGUGUGUCGAAGUGAGAAAGCCUUUUCUUGCUUUCAAUCUUUUUUUAACCAUGCUUUGAAUCAUUUUUCAAGAGAUGAGCUGAUGGAGGUGUCUGAUGGAGAAUCAGAUCUAGCACAGUGUCAGUGUUAGCACGGUAGCAAACAGUAGGUCCUGCUGCAUUCCCACCCUCGGAAUGCUCACACCCUUGUUGAGACAGCCGAGGGCCGUGUCGCACACCAGGCACUCAGCAUGAGCAGCUCCAAUCAAAUCCAUCUUCCUUUGAAACACUUUGGUUGCUCUGAGAUCAGGGUGCAGUACAGGACUCUUCAAUGUCAGUGUCCUGGGGCAAAGCAGGUGACAAAGCUCUUUGCCCGUGUGGUCGGUCAUACCCCUGAGCUGCUGUACUUCUUAAGCCUUAGUGUCCUUCUGAGUGACUCCUGAGCAGGUUUUGGUAGUUUACUUUCUAUCUUGAAUGUAUGAUAAUGACUACUAGUAGCAGUGAAUUUUAGUAGUAGACAAAGUUGUACAGUUUAUGGGGAGGAUGGGAAAUAAGGGAGGCUUCUAAUUUUAACUGAAUACCUGUAAAAUUGUUCUCAUGGUUACUCAGAGAAAGCAGUAAGGUGUAAAUUUGUAUUAUAAUGGAGCACACAGAUACUGCUAUAGUUCUGUCUGACAGCAUAUCCACUAGUGACCCCAUUUUUUCUGGGGUUUGUAACUUGGCUGUAAAAAUUCGUGUUCUGAUGAAAUUUGGGACAGUGGUCUCUCAGAUUGGGAGCAAUCUCUCUUUUUUUUUUCUUUAAUCUUUUUUUCAUUCUUAACCCCCCUUUUUAAUUCACUCACAAGGGAGUGCUAGACUAAUUGUUUAAAAGUUACAACAAUUUUACAAUGUUAACUGACAUCUCAUGCUUUUUUGCACUUUUUUUAAUAUUCAAUAUACUUUUUUUUUUUUUAAUUCAGUCAUAGUCAGAGUUUAGUCGAUAAUUUGGGGCCAGAACUUUUUGGUAUUUAAAAACAAGCUAACAUAGCCAAGUUAUUAAUACUUGAAAAUCAACUACUGUAACUUUUUUCAUAAAAUUUUUAAUACCCUGAGGCAUAUUUAAUAUCUAUAUAGUAGUGUAUUAUAGAAUGACAUAGCAGGAAUUGCAGAUCUAUUUAUUAACAUUUCUAUACUUCGAGUUAAUGAGAGAUACCUCAGAACUGCUCCAAAGUAGCUGGGACUGGACUUCCAUAACAUAAUUUUAAAGGUGUAUUGAUCAAAACAGCUUCCUCUGUCCAAAAAGCCCAAGAAACAGACUGCCCCUCUGGCCCUGGCAAGGCACAGUGCCUGGGCUGAGAGGCACCAGGGCUGCUUGGCUCCCAUUUGGCAGCCUUUGGAGCAGCCAUCCAUAUCGUCUCUUUUAGGCCGAUUUGAAAAGCACAUGCAGAAGUCUCUGUAAACCUUCCCAGGGAGUCAGCCAUCCUUAUUUUUUCAUAAAAACCUCCUCAGAAAAUGAGAAUUUUCCCAUAUGUAGGGCUUAUCAAAAUAAUUUCUGUUUAUUUCUGAAACAAUGCAAACACAAAAGCAGGGCUCAGUGCUAACUCUCCCUCCUUGUUGUCCCAUUUAAGGUCAGGUGUCACAGCCCUCUCCUCAUGGUGCCUCUGGAAUAGUGUCUUGCAUGUUAAGGCAGCUGGAGCACUGGCAUGAGACAGGGAUGUAAGAUUGCAGGGGAGCAGCACAGGCUGGCUGGUGGGAAAGGUUCUGCUGUUGCUGGAAGGGUCGCCUGAUCUCAGUCACAUCAGCACUUUUUCUUGUUUCUGUGCCAAAACCAGGCUGUGUGUUUGCUGCACAGUGCACCAGGGAAACCAGAUGGAAACAAAUGCAGGAAGUCUCCCUUUGCAUCUGCCCUGUUGUUGUUGUCAUGAUUUUUUCAUGGAGAUGCCCUGGCCAUGUUACAGUCAUGCAGUCCUCUGCUCACAGCUUGCUUCCCUGGUGUCCUCAAGCCACUGAGGUGCAGAGCAUCCAGCACAUUUAUUUUCCUCUUGGAGAGGAACUUGGGAUGUUGUAGGGCAGGCAGGAUGAGGGACUAAGUAACUCUUAGGCAAAGGGAAACAAGUCUUUGAUGCUUGUGUCCUGCUCCACUCUGGCAGUGUCCAGGGGUGGCUCUGGGGCGGUGGCAGAGCCUUGUGAUCCAGCCUGUGCCUUCCCGGAAUUCCCACAAGUCCUUGGCUCAGGGCAGGCACAAACACUGAAAAACAAUGCAGUGCUUGUACAGAUGGCUCCCUGUUGCUCACACGGGGCUGCCAUGGGCCAGGGCCCUGGAUAACCUCCCUUUUUCCCUGGAAAAAGCCCUCCAAGCUGCUGACACAUGCUGUGCAGGCUCCAGAAGACAGUGUAGAGGGCUGCCUCUCCCCUUCUCUCCAUCCCCUCUUCCCUGGCACAGUUGCUCUGCAUUAUCCUGGCAUUUCAUUCUGCAAGAGGAGAAGCAGCAGGUUGGUUUUGCAGAAAGCCUGAAGGAGCUCAGCUCUCUGGUUGCCUGGCUCUGCAGAGUGGGCUAUUUUUAGCUUUGCAUCUCCUCCCUGCCUGCACCAGCAUCCCAAAUCCACUGCAGCCAUUGGCCCAGCACCCCGUGGUGCUGCCCAGCAUGUCCUAGUUACAGGCUGAACUUCACGUCAGCGUCAGAGGGGGAAAAUCAGAAGCUUGUAAAUAUCUGUAAUAUAUUUAUUAAUAUUUAGGAAGUCUCCAUCAAUCAUGCAAUGGGAAUUGACUUUCCCAUGAAGUUUUAAAAAGGAAAUGAGUUUAUUUAUAUGUGUGUUGGCUGUUAUCUUUUAUUAGAGUUAAUGCUUUCAGCCCCCUAAUACAGUUUGCACAUCUUAGAGUGAAUUACUGCUGAAAAGAACACAGCACUAGCACAGUGAACUCCGUUCCAUGAAUUUUAAAAUUAUUUUCUUCUGUUUUUUUUAGCUUUAUUAGUAUGCCCAAGGUCUGUUAAAAUAUAUCAUAGGAGACCCAAGGAGCUAAAAAUGCCUCUGGCAGCAUCAGUCUUGUUUUGUAUGUGAACCUGGUUGUGGGGAAUGCAAAACCAGCUCUGCCUCAUGGCGGUGAUGGAAGAUGUGAGCAGGCUGCCACUCUCAGAUCUGACCCUUCAAGUGUUCAUGGUGACAGUAGUGUUCUGAGGGGUUGUUUUUUCCCUUUCUCCAUUACUUCCUUUAUACAGGGAGGGGUGUUACCUGGUAAAAAUAAAAUGCCUUUCCAUUAUGAACUUUGUCUGUGUUAAUUAUUCAUGGGGAAACUGAUUUAAAGGUUCUGUUUCUCUCUUUUUCAUGCUUUUAUAGUUUUGUAAGAUCAGUCAGAUGUUUCUUUUGGCAAAGAAUUGUUAAUGAAAAUGAUUGCAUAACAGCUGAACACUGGCUGGGCUGAAUGAAGGGAUGAAAACAUGUCGAAGUACCCUUAGAAUAGCAAUAAAAACUGCUUGUGUAACCCCAGUGAUGUGAUUAACUCCUCGUCAUCAUCUGCAGCCAACUCCUUCUGUUACCAGCGUGCUGCUUCUUCCAACACUGACUGGCUAUACCUGAGGCAGCACAUUUGUCCUGCAUGUAAUCCAGGCUUUGGGAAAUCUCCACCCCGCCAUCAUUGGGAGAGAAAUGCUGACAGUCUUUCAGAGAGGUUUUUGAUGGAUUUGGUUUAGUUUUUAAAACAGAAUUGGAGAGAACAUUAUUAUCACAACCCUUAUAUUGUUCUCUCUUCUCUCCUGAGCAUCCCUUUUCCUCCAGUCAAGUUCAGCAUCAGCUUCCCUGGUUUGUUACUGGCUGCAUGCUAUAUAGGUUAAAACUUAUUUAGAACCUUCAACUUUAAACUCCUGAUUGCUACCUUCCUGCUUUACUUCAUCCAGCAGCACUGCACAACUCUUAGGAAUGUCUUACUGCUCAGUCUCAUCUGUGGAACAGUGACAGCACACAGGCAUGAGAGAAAGGUGCUGCAACUCUACACUCUGGUGCUACAGCACAUGGAUUAUGUUCAUGUUACCAGAAAAUUUUAUAUUGUUGCCAUGUUGAUCACUUGGAGCUGCUCUGGUUUAUUUCUUCUUUUGUAUAUGUGUAUCUUAAGGCCAGUCUGAGAAUGUUUAUGAAUACCAAUUCCAGCUAUAGAAACCUC